UACUCGGGUUGAAGAGAAAAUCUAUGCAAUCAUGAUAUACAGUACCACUGCUCAUGUCAUGCGCUUAUUCCAGUUGUCGGAUCUGUUGCAGCCAAAAGUCUUUCAUGGUAAUAUUUGCGCUUAUGAUAUGAAUGUCGUGUCGACUGCUUCUGUGUUGCCUCAGACUCCUGCAGAUGUUAAUGGGGUUUCCAGCAUUGUCUUCGUUUGUCCUGGUAAAUUCAAGCCUGAACAAAUGGGACCCAUGUUUCGAGUGCGGAAGAAUAAAAUCUGGUCAUUUCUUCUGGUUGAAGCAUCACAAUUGUCUGUAUUCUGAUAUCCUAUUCGAACCAAACAAUCUGAUGCUGUAUCCCAGUGAUGAAUCAAUGACGUGUUGCCUGGAUUAUCUGAUCAUGUAGUUGAGAAUAAUGAGCUUGGUGUCCAGAGAGUUUUUGAAGAGGAAACAGCUGGAUUGAGUCAGGAGCAUCCAGCGGAGCUUUUGUUAGAUGUUGAGUCCCAAUAUUCUGGUGUGACAAUGCUUGAGAAAGCGGGCGUCUCCGAUCCAGAGUGUGAUAAUGUCAAU
Messenger RNA from Suillus fuscotomentosus, 559 nucleotides. RefSeq lists its product as uncharacterized. The coding region runs from base 32 to 313 and encodes 93 amino acids. The transcript has a single exon. The record is from RefSeq and is a predicted model, not a curated record. NCBI's taxonomy places the organism in Eukaryota, Fungi, Basidiomycota, Agaricomycetes, Boletales, Suillaceae.